This is a messenger RNA of Spea bombifrons (plains spadefoot toad), 1894 nucleotides long. It is a transcript of the gene SDC3, whose product is annotated as syndecan 3. The transcript is spliced from 5 exons. The record is from RefSeq and is a predicted model, not a curated record. Gene Ontology annotation, cellular component: cell surface; membrane. NCBI's taxonomy places the organism in Eukaryota, Metazoa, Chordata, Amphibia, Anura, Pelobatidae. Bases 438 to 1604 code for a protein of 388 amino acids. Gene Ontology annotation, biological process: cell migration.
GAGGGAGGGAAGACGUUUCCUGCUGAGGGGGGAAGAAGGAUAGAGGAAGAACAUAUAGAUCAGGAGCGAAAGAAAGAGGACAGACGGUGAAGAGGAGUGAGGGGGAGAGAUUAGAAAGGAGGGGGGACAGACCUGAGACGAAGAAGAGAGAGGAAAGGGUGGAGAGACGGUUCUUGGUGAGGGGUGAGGAAAGGAGUUGGAGAAGGGAGGAGGGAGGCAGAGGUACAAGGAGAGAGAGGAUACAUUGCUUGCUAAGGGGUGGAUGAGAGAGAAGGUGGGAAAGGGUGACAGGGAAGGAAAAGAGGAGGAUUUGUUACAGUCAGAGAGUGUGCCGGUCCCUAUGGAGGAAUAGUAAGAUCAUUUAGGGGUAACAGUGACAGUAAGGAGGGGUAAACAAAAGGGUUAUCUCAGUAGGGAUACAUAGAGCCAACAGGAGGAUGCAUUUUGCCUUUGGGAUUAUACAUGGGGCAGGGCUGCUGCUUUUCAUCACCCAGGCUUCUCUGGGAGAGCGGUGGCGCCAUGAGUUUGAGGAUGAGCAACCGAUUGAUCUUGAAAGUUCGGGUGAUGAUUACUUCCUUGAAGAUGAUGAGAUAGAUGAUGGGUCCUCUGCAUCUGGAUCCGGUUAUUUUGAACAAGAAACUGGCUUGGAUUUGGAAGUCAGAUUUACCACAGAAACUCCAAUUGCACCUCCUACAGCUACAGCACUGAAGCCUGCACCCACAGUCCACACGCCUCCCCCCACACGGAGCACUUGGUAUCCACCAAUGGCCCAGUCAACAGUAGUACACCUAAACCACCCAUGGAUGCUUCCAGAUGCUACAGAAACCCCCUUUAUAUCUGCUUCUCCUGAAUCCCUUAUACCUACCAAAGAGGCAGUAACCACUGCAGCUGCAACACCAGAAACGGCUAGAACAACAGAAGUGCGUAGGCUGCAGCCUGUCAUAGUGGUUGCAACACCCACACCAAGAUCCACUGAAGAAGAAAUAGUGACUGUGGAGGCUACAGAUGGGCAAUUUGUAUCUAUUGCUAGCCAGGCUAGUGGCAAGGUCUGGCCUACAGAGGAUGAAGGAAUGCUUACUACAUCAUCUGUAGAUAAGAGCAAAAGUGAAGAUGAUAAAAUGUUACCCACUCAGCAGACACAGACAGACAAUUGGCAAGUGACAGCAUUCACUGCUCAUGACAGUGAUUUUGAGAUCCCAGUCAGUGGUGGACCAAGUGGAGACUUUGAAAUUCCAGAAGAAGAUGGUGGGUCCCAGACAGAGCCCCCUACAAUAUUAGAUAUAGGUAAUGAAGUAUUGCCACCUGGUACGUCUCCCUCUGACCCUGGAAGAGGAAGGAAGCCAGAUUCUGGUCUUAUUGACAACACAAUUGAUUCUGGCAACACAUUGGCUCAAAUGCCUCAAAAAAAUAUUCUGGAGAGGAGAGAAGUAUUAAUAGCGGUGAUUGUAGGUGGUGUGGUCGGAGCUUUGUUUGCUGCAUUCCUAGUAAUGCUGCUUAUUUAUCGGAUGAAGAAGAAAGAUGAAGGAAGCUAUGCACUGGAAGAGCCCAAACCAGCCAGUGUUUCCUACCAGAAACCGGACAAUCAUGAAGAAUUUUAUGCAUAAUGGGGGAUGUAUCUGGUCACCUUUUACCCAUUACCAGUCCUUAUGCCUAGUGAGCCUGGGCUAGCUUUUCCCUGCUUAAAUCAAUUUCAAGAAAUAGGUUCAACAAAGGUUCCUAAAUAUGGAUUCUUUUUUUUCUUUCUUUUUUACAAUACCAUCCAUGAAGGGUGGUCCAGUCAAUACAGCCUUUCUUCAGUUCUUCAGAUUCUUCUGUGAGAUUUGUACCCAAAUGGCUUCUUUCUGUAUUCAUACUAUGUUUAAAUGGCCAGCUCUGCAACAUAUUAAACACCAAA